This is a messenger RNA of Anopheles coustani, 897 nucleotides long. It is a transcript of the gene bou, whose product is annotated as U-scoloptoxin(05)-Sm1a. NCBI's taxonomy places the organism in Eukaryota, Metazoa, Arthropoda, Insecta, Diptera, Culicidae. Bases 211 to 648 code for a protein of 145 amino acids. The record is from RefSeq and is a predicted model, not a curated record. The transcript has 4 exons. Gene Ontology annotation, biological process: positive regulation of voltage-gated potassium channel activity; sleep; regulation of synaptic transmission, cholinergic.
GUGAGGAUCAGCAAAGCAGACCAGUUGUCGCGUUGUGUGUUGGGUUAAUUUACAUUAGGCUGAGUGGAAGUUUCCUUGGCAACGGUAACUAACGAAAAGCAGGGCCCACUUCCAGCAAGCGUUGUUGCCUGCGAGGUCGAACUAAAGAAGGGCGCUGUCGAGGAAAGCGGGUGUUUUCAUUGUUUACCCCGAACGAAAAGAUCAACGAAAAUGAAGCAUUUCGCUCUCAGUGCAGUAUUGCUAAUAGCUGCCGCAGAAAGUGCCAUGGCCAUCAGCUGCUUCGUGUGCAACACGACGGACUCGACGACGCCGUUCCAGUGCAGCGAAUGGUUCGAACGUUUCGACCGGCCGGACCUGAAGCCGGUCGACUGUGCCAACGUGUACGGGGCGAAGUAUUGCAUCAAGCAUAUCGGUCGCUUCGAAGAUGGCAUCGGAGCCAAGCGGUAUUGCUCGUCCAGGGACCUUGGCAACUACUGCAACUACGUGCGGAACCCGGGUGACCAGAUUGAGUACCGUUCGUGCAUCUACACCUGCGACUCGGAUGGCUGCAAUUCCGCACACCGGCCACAGUUCGGAACGGUUGGCCUCACGAUCGUUACGGCGCUACUUCCGCUGAUCGGAUGGUUUAUGGCCGGCCGGAGGCAAUAAUCAAUCACCAUGCAAGGGUGCACCACGCGUCGGUGCAUUUUAAAACAAUCUAGACCUAGAUAUUUUUAUUCCCUCCAUGAAGAAUGACAAAAACUUUACAGAAGAAAGUUUUGUGCUACGUUCAUUUUUACAUUCCGCCCAACAUUAACUUUUUUGUUUGUUCUAAAUGAGUAGGAUAAGGCUUGAUAAGACCUCUCGGUAAGGAAAAGACGAUGAAAAAUAAAAAUAAAAACCCGUUAACGGUCAAAA